Cygnus olor (mute swan) is the source of this 6556-nucleotide messenger RNA. RefSeq names its product katanin interacting protein (gene KATNIP). The coding region runs from base 254 to 4972 and encodes 1572 amino acids. The transcript has 27 exons. The record is from RefSeq and is a predicted model, not a curated record. Lineage: Eukaryota; Metazoa; Chordata; Aves; Anseriformes; Anatidae.
GGGAAACGGAGAAACAGGGCUGCGGCCUAGCGCGGCCCGGCUCGGCCCCGGCUCGCCCAGGCUGUGCUCAGGCUCUGGCUCCGCGGGGCUGAGGGAGCGCGGGGCGGCCGCACCUGGCUCCCUGCUGCGCCGCUCGACAAGGGGACGGAAGGAGCCGGAGGACGCCCUGCCGCAGCCUGUAGCAGCAAUUCUGGGCUGCUCAGUGGGAAAAGCUUGCGUUUCCUGAAAGGCGGGAGAGCUUUAUAUUAAGGAUAUGGUGACUGACUUUGAUGAAAAACAUGAUGAAUAUUUAGUAUCCCUUCAGCAGAGAAACCGGCUACUGAGGCAUGUAAAAAGAAAGGAUCCUACACAAAUCAAACUGGAACAGUUAGAGCAAGGAUUUUCUCUGUAUAUGAAUGGAGCUAAUUCAGAGCUGAGAAAUUACCACAAAAAAUUCAACUCGCAUGGCUACCUCAAAAAUGAGACACAGACCGCCAGGACAAAUGCCCAGCUAAAAGCAAGUGAGUUGCAAGAACGCAGCAAACAGACUGCACCAAGCAAAAUACAACGCAAAGGAUGGCUUCAGAAAACUGUGGAGAUUAAAACAGAAAGGGGGACUAAACUCUGCGUUAAACCUCCUCUGGAAUACUCUGAGGAUUUUGAACCUUAUGAAAGCUUGAACAUGGAGAGAAAUAGUGAUGAUCCUCUCCAUUACUCUCAGAAACUGAAAAACAGCUUGCAGCUCAGUGUAGAAGAGAAAAAGAUGGAAGAAGACUCUGUUAGUGAGGAUUAUGACUCUGUUGAAGAAGUGAUUUCAGAACCAUCUCCUACUGAGGAAACAUCUACGAGCUUAGGAGGCCUUCAGUUGCAUAGCAGUAGAUCGUUGCAGAAAGAAGCUUCUGAACAUCAGGAUGCUGGGAGAUGCUCUGACCUUGAUUCUGGUGCCCUUACUGUGUUGGAGUACAAGCAGGAUCAAAGUAAAUUGAAGCCAGUACGAGUUCUCUCAUCAAAAAGAAAAGAUAAUGCUGAAAUGUACAUUCCUGUCAGACCAGUUGUGGUAAAAAAUAAAAUCAGUCGGCCACUCUCUGCUGAGUCCUUGCAGCUGGAAAGACAUGAAAGAAUUUGCUAUAGACCAUUAAGUCGACCAGAAAGACCACUUUCAUCAACUCGAAGGAAUGUGUGUGAGAAGGAUUCUGAUCUCUCUGUUUCAGCUGUGCUUAAAGCUAUGCAAAUUGAAAAUGAAGUCUUGCAGAGAGAUUUGCAAAGACAGUCUGUUUCCACAAAUCCUCAAAAGGAGUUUUCUGUUUCAUCUGUUCUCUCUGCAACGGAUGAACCUUCAGAAAAAAGCCAGGCAAAGGCUGCACUCACAAAAGCUGUUGAGAGAAUUUGUCCUUUUGGAAGCAGACAACAACAGAAACUUCUGAAAGUCCUUCAGGAGACUGAGAGCCAUUCUGCUUGUGACAAUGACAUAUUCCUUUCUGAUGAAAAAUCUGAAGCAGAUUCCAUUUUAAGAGAGAAGAUGACAAGUGUGGAAGUACGUGAUGCCAUUUAUGUGACUAUGGAACUUCUUUCUAACUGGGGAAAUCCGGUAAACGUUGGCUUGAGAGAGGUGGAAUUCUUUGAUUUAUGCAAUGAAAAGAUAUUUGUGUCUCCUCAUGAUGUGGACAUUCGAAAUGCUGACUACCCAGGGGAUUUGUGCUGCUUGGUCAAUCAGAACUUAAAUACGACAAAGGAAUGCUUCCUUUGGAUGUGCCCUUUCUAUCCUCCCAUCCAACUUUACUUUGUUAUCCGCAAUCCCACCCGGUCACGUGACUUUGGUAUAUCCAAGAUCAAGAUUUGGAAUUACAACACAACAACUAGUGACCUUGAUGUUGGAGCAAAGAAGGUGAAAUUAUAUGUUGAUGAGAACCUUGUAUUUGAUGGUGAAUUAGAGAGAGCCUCUGGAGAUCUUAUCGCUGACCAUAGCACUACAAUUGACCUUACAGAUUGCAAGCAAGAUAUCGAUACCUAUCCUUCAAAUGAAGGGAAAGAAAUAAAUGCAGCUGCAGCCACAGACAAGAAAGUGGACCUGCAAUUUGCAUGUUUACAGUCAAAAUGUACUUCACUAAACUGGAAAUCUCUGCCAGAAGAAAAUCACAUUGAGGAUAAGGUGAACUCAAACAGCUUUACUAAGGAAAAUUUGACUGAGUUAGAGAAUGAUCUAAAAGUGUUCCCAUCUCACAUUUGCAUAAAAGAUACCAAAGAAAAUGCACCAGCACGAGAAGUUAUUGAGCAUGUUCAAUCUGAUGAUGAACUUUCUUUGAGUGAGCAAAUGGAAAAGCUAACGGGAAGAAAAUUGUCUGAUUUUACAGGUGGACUUCCUUCUUGGUUACAGCCAUCUUCCCAAGUAGCAGAGAAUAAUCAAGAUGUUUCCAGUAAGCAGAAGCCUUCCUGGCUUGCUACAGAACAUGGUUUAGGCGUGAGGUUUCAAAAACAGUCAGAUGUAAUCAUGACAGACUUUUCAGACAGGACUAAUGAAGAUGUCAAAUGUCAGAGAAAUGAGCUGGGAAGAUCCAGAAGCAGAAAUACAAAUGGAGAUGAAAAAGUAGAAAUGCUAGCCAGAAAGGAUGAUGGUGUUGGCUUAGACAUUUCAGAGCAGUUUUCUAACAAACAUUGCAGCAGCUUAGAGUACCCUACAAGUGGAAGGAGAAGUGUAAGAAAGCAGGGAUUAAGCACUAUAAAUAUUAAAGAAGAUGAUUUGGCACCCAAAGAUGAAGACUUUUCUAUCAAGGACGUAGCCACCUCUAGAGCAAAGUGGCACAAUGAACAAGAACAUACUCUGCAGGAGUCCUGGAACUCCUUGGUAAAGUUUAAUUAUUCCCAUCGUGGCCGAAUCUCUAACAUGGAUUUUCAAGGGGAUAUCUUUGAUGAAUUUCUCCAUCAGCAGAAAAUCAACCGGACUGGAGAAUAUCAUCUAAUGAAAAAAGAGGGAAUACAAACACUACCAAAAAGGCAAGAAGAAGAAAAUUCAGUGGAGGCACAUGAUGGAAGUGAUUUUAAAAUCCCUGUUUUACCUUAUGGGCAGCACUUAGUAAUAGACAUUCGAACAACAUGGGGAGACAGACACUAUGUUGGUCUUAAUGGAAUUGAAGUUUUCAGUUCUAAAGGAGAGCCUGUUCAGAUUGCAAAAAUAACAGCCGAACCACCUGAUAUAAAUAUAUUACCAGCUUAUGGCAAAGAUCCCAGAGUGAUAACCAAUCUAAUUGAUGGGGUAAAUCUGACGCAGGAUGAUAUGCAUCUUUGGCUAGCACCAUUUACCCCUGGAAAACCUCACUUUAUCUUUAUUGACUUUGUGAAUCCUUGUCAAGUAGCUAUGAUUAGGAUUUGGAAUUAUAAUAAAUCUCGCAUACACUCUUUCAGAGGUGUGAAAGACAUUAUAAUGAUGUUAAAUGAACAAUGCAUCUUUAAAGGAGAAAUUGCGAAAGCUUCAGGAACCUUGUCUGGAGCUCCAGAGCACUUUGGGGAUACUAUAUUGUUCACUACUGAUGAUGAUAUUCUUGAAGCUGUAUUCUGCUAUGAUGAGAUGUAUGAUGGAGAAACAGAAAAUGACAGCUCCCUGAGAUAUGAAGAAGAGCUAAAGAGGCCAACAACUGCUGAUGGGGAUGGAGAUGAAAGACCUUUCACACAAGCGGGAUUAAGAGCAGAGAAUCAACAGGUUCAAAAGCAAGUAAUUCUGCCAGACUCUUUCUCUGAAUGUAUACCCAAGGAGCCAGGAAUAUUUACUGGAAAGUGCCUGCAACUGAAUUUUACCAUGACCUGGGGAGAUUCUCAUUACCUUGGACUGACUGGACUUGAAGUGAUAGGAAAGAACGGUCAAGCAUUAAAAAUAAGUACAGAACAGAUUUCUGCUUCACCCCAAGACUUGAAUGAUCUUCCAGAGUAUACAGGAGAUUCCAGAACAUUAGAAAAGUUAAUAGAUGGGACUAAUAUCACAGCUGAGGAUGACCAUAUGUGGCUCAUUCCCUUCUCUUUUGGAGAAAAUCAUCUGCUCACAAUCCAUUUUUAUAAAAUUGAAAAUAUUGCAGGGCUUCGCUUUUGGAACUAUAAUAAAUCUCCAGAGGAUACCUAUAGAGGGGCUAAGGUAGUCCAUGUAAUGCUGGAUGGUCACAGCAUCUCCCCACCGGAGGGCUUUCUUAUCCGCAAGGGACCAGGCAACUGCCACUUUGACUUCGCCCAAGAAAUUCUCUUCCUUGACUAUCUGCAGCCCCAGCUGAUUAAUAGGGUACAAAAGAGGACUGGUUCAAAGAGAACGGAACAAGCUAGUAUGGACUAUGAAGCACCAUUAAUGCCAUGUGGUUUUGUUUUUCAGUUUCAGCUUCUGACUACUUGGGGUGAUCCAUACUACAUUGGUUUGAAUGGACUGGAGCUGUUCAAUGAACAUGGAGACCAAAUCUUACUGACUGAAAAUAAUAUUGCUGCUUUUCCAGAUAGUGUCAAUGUUUUGGAAGAUGUAUCUGGAGAUGUCCGAACUCCAGACAAACUCGUUGACAGAGUAAAUAACACAACCGAUGGCAGACAUAUGUGGCUUGCACCAGUUCUUCCUGGUUUGGUGAAUAGGGUAUAUGUUAUAUUUGAUGUACCUACUACUGUUUCAAUGAUCAAGUUAUGGAAUUAUGCCAAAACACCUCAGAGAGGUGUGAAGGAAUUUGGUCUUCUGGUGGAUGACUUGCUUGUGUACAAUGGGAUUCUGGAUAUGGUGAACCAUGUUGUGUCAGGCAUCCUACCAACCUGUGACCCAGUGGUCCCAUACCAUACCAUUCUCUUUACAGAUGAUGAAAAGAUUUGCCAUCAGAAGAGAAGUGUUAUUAGCAAUCAUAUGGGAGAUCAGGAUGUACGAAUGAUGAAUGAAAAUCAGAUUAUCACAAACAGUAAAAUGAAGCAGGUUGUGGCUGAUCCAGCUUUGCGUCCCAAAACCUGCAUAUGUGAAAAAGGACUGCAGAGGAGGAAGAGAUAACAUGGGAUGGUGGCUAGAAAGUCCUGAAUACAUCCAGCCCUAGAUAAGUGUCAUCUAGCUCUCCAAGAUACGCAUCACCUAAAUGGAAGUUAUUCUGUGUUUUCUGAACCACUUCAUGUCUUAUGAGAGGAAGCUUUAUUUGCUAAAGGAGAAUUUUCUUCAGUAAUGAAAUUUAAAGCAUGAAUUUAGUUUCCAGGUUCUUUUAUUGUUAUUAUCUACACUGUAUGAAUUUUCUCCCGUCUCUUAAUUGAAAAUCCAUAGAGGAAGAAACAUAUAGGAAUGAGUGAGAACCUCACUGCUAACUGACAACUGUUCCUGCAAAGUACCAAGAACUUGGGUGAAGCAUGAUGGUCAUAAUGAGGUCUUUUAGAGUAUUUCUUAAGCUUUAACUUUGAAAUCCUAGCUGGUUGGUUGCAAAGCUUCACAUUAGGAGGAAGCAUCUGCUUUGUUACUGAUGAAGUAUCCUGUAAAUAGUUCUUUGGGAAAUGCACUUAUAAGAAAUAUUUGUUACCUCUCUGUGUCUAGGCUGCCAACUCUGUUUUCAUGCAAUGUCUCUCUAGUUGCUGACACUGUCUAUGAUAUCAGAAGAGGUUCCACUGGGCAUGCAGACAUGUGAUGAUUGUUUUUAGAAAAUGGAGGUCAGAAGUGGGUUUAUCAAGGUUUAAUAAAGAAGUUUCAGCUGUCUCAUGCCUAGUUUUUUUUGGUUUGUUUGUUUGGUGUUUUUUUUUUUUUUUCAGUGAAAUAACCAUUUCUUUCAUUAUUUCACUUUCACAAAAAAAAAACAGCAAAAAAUAUUUUUUCUGAAGGAGCAUCCACUAGUACUCUACAUAUGCUCCUGCUACAGAACAAUGCUCUUUUCUCCAGUUUUGCCUGCAGUUGGUUAUGUGAACAAGGAGGCUGUAGCCCUGGACUGCACCAACGAGACCAACUGCCAGCAAUGUAUCAACCCUUUUGAGAAAUGGUAAAUGCAUUUUAACUAGCAGAUGGUAAGGAGUGAACUGCAUUUUUAAAAUACAGAAUACCCUGAAUGUGUAGUCAUUUAACCAGAAAUUCUAACCAAAUUGUCAUGCUGCAGGAUUUCUAGCUAUGCAAAUGUGCUUUUCACUGAAAAUUUGUCAGUGGUGACAACCUGUAAAUCUUUUAUAAGAUCUCAUAGAACGUUCUACCUUUCUUAUUUAGAACUCGUUCGUUGUUUCCAGAUAGAACUGAAAGCUCUGAAAUGCUUUUAUACAUCAGAGAUACACUAUUGCAGCUCCUGAUAUAGAAUCAAAAUGUGCUGCUUCCCUUUCUGUAGUAAGUCAGGAGUGCAGUAGUCUGUAUAUUUGCUUAUAAAAUACUUAGCUGUUGUUGGCUAAGCUGUAAAGACCGAAGAUAGUAAUGCAGUUCCUGGAUUUUUGUGUAUUGAUUAAGCAACAAAAUGUCUCUUGUACUAAAUUCAAAGCACUUCUAAACGUAAAACAGAUGUCUAUUUCUUUAUAAUAUCAAUAGAAUUUGUUAUGGAAUUUAAUUAUUGGUAUUGUUAUUAGUGUGACAAGUGUUCUUGCUUAAAAAGUAAAAGAUAUGAAUAAAAUACAUUUUCACAAA